AUGUCUGCUAAUGACAUUUCCAAGAGGGAGCAUGUAAAUGGUGAAGAGGAUGGGUCCAAGCACAGUGCCCUGUGGGACACCACAGGUGACGUUGUGGGUAUGAGAUUUUGCACUGCCCAGGGCGACAUGCUCAGUUCUGCCGGUCAGACAGGAGAGAAGCCAUAUGACUGUUCUGAAUGUGGUAAACGGUUUCCACAAAGAUUACAGCUUCAGACCCACCAAAGAAUCCACACAGGGGAGAAGCCAUAUUGCUGUUCUGAAUGUGGUAAAACGUUUUCACAGAAAAGCAAUCUUCGGACCCACCAAAGAAUUCACACGGGAGAAAAGCCAUAUUGCUGUUCUGAAUGUGGUAAAACGUUUUCACAGAAAAGCAAUCUUCGGACCCACCAAAGAAUUCACACGGGAGAAGCCGAAUGACUGUUCUGAAUGUGGCAAAGAGUUUUCAGAAAGAAGCCAUUUA
Molecule: messenger RNA, 460 nt
Organism: Erpetoichthys calabaricus (reedfish)
Lineage: Eukaryota; Metazoa; Chordata; Cladistia; Polypteriformes; Polypteridae
Product: gastrula zinc finger protein XlCGF7.1-like
Exons: 3
Coding region: 1-417 (138 amino acids)
Biological process (GO): regulation of transcription by RNA polymerase II
Molecular function (GO): DNA-binding transcription factor activity, RNA polymerase II-specific; RNA polymerase II cis-regulatory region sequence-specific DNA binding
Source: RefSeq, a predicted model, not a curated record